AUGAAGCAGCGAUCCCUCUCUCAUUUUGCCAGCCUUCUCCUUGUGGCCCAGCUGUUUCCAGGAAUGUCCAGAGCCCCAUUUGUAAACCACUCAGGCACUGAGGCUCCCAGAGGACCCACUGAAGGAUCUCCUGGACGAGGAACAAACGGGUCUCACUUGUUAUACCACCUAGUCAAACGCAGCCACUUACCACCACCGCGCACUCCCCCUUUUCAGGGAGAUGUUCCACCUGGAAUUAGGAAUACUAUCUGCCUUAUGCAACACGGGACCUGCAGACUUUUUUUCUGCCGUUCUGGUGAAAAAAAAGGUGACAUUUGCUCUGAUCCCUGGAACAGGUGCUGCAUACAAAAUAUAGGGGAAGAAGACAAAGAGAAAGCAGAGAAGGAUGGCAGAUCUGGGAUCUAAAUGUAAGCUCCCAGAAGGCAGAGAUCUUGAAGUAUCCCAAGGGCUUAAAAGAAUGUGUGACUUAUGGUAGGUGUGCAAUAAAUAUUUGUUGAAUGAAUAUAGCACCA
Molecule: messenger RNA, 512 nt
Organism: Galeopterus variegatus (Sunda flying lemur)
Lineage: Eukaryota; Metazoa; Chordata; Mammalia; Dermoptera; Cynocephalidae
Gene: SPAG11B
Product: sperm associated antigen 11B
Exons: 3
Coding region: 1-405 (134 amino acids)
Biological process (GO): antimicrobial humoral immune response mediated by antimicrobial peptide
Cellular component (GO): extracellular region
Source: RefSeq, a predicted model, not a curated record